AUGUGGACAUUCCUGAGCAACAGAACUUAUACGACAAUCUUAUCAGAUUAUAGGAAUACACAAACACUAGAUUCGAAGAACUCUAACAGCUGCUGGCAAUUGUGCUGGGCUCUCUCUCCUAUUGGAGUUCAAAUACACCUAGCCCAAAAUCAUGUCUGUCAUGCUCAGCAGACAAAGAAUUGA
This is a messenger RNA of Laccaria bicolor S238N-H82, 183 nucleotides long. RefSeq lists its product as uncharacterized. Bases 1 to 183 code for a protein of 60 amino acids. The record is from RefSeq and is a predicted model, not a curated record. The transcript is spliced from 3 exons. Lineage: Eukaryota; Fungi; Basidiomycota; Agaricomycetes; Agaricales; Hydnangiaceae.